Trypanosoma cruzi is the source of this 1595-nucleotide messenger RNA. RefSeq lists its product as uncharacterized. The record is from RefSeq and is a predicted model, not a curated record. The annotation marks the transcript as partial. The transcript has a single exon. Lineage: Eukaryota; Euglenozoa; Kinetoplastea; Trypanosomatida; Trypanosomatidae.
CCGUUGAGAGGUUUGGUCGUUGGGCACCGAACCCACUCACCGGUGACACGCGGCACCCACGGCCGCACGACCCGCUGCCGCUGCCUCUGAAGCAACAGGUGGGUGGCGACGAGGUCUGGCUCGACCCGCAGAUGCUGCGGCGCUACACGUAUCAGCGGAGUGUCGGGGAACGCCUCAUUGCAGCACACAAUGACAUUAACAACUAUUGUGGUGAUUAUAUCGAGUCCAAUCCAGACCCGGCGCUCCUUGCGGAGUCGCGGAAAGCCCUGGAAUCGUGGCAGCGCGAAGUUGCCCGCAAUCCACAUCCCGAUCUGUUUGUUAUCACACGUAUGGGUGAACAGUUCCGUGCCAGCACGCUGUUGCCAGUGCCGAAAGUAUUUGGUGUUCGUGGUGGAAACGCGGUUGGCAAAACGAUGGAGCAGGCGAUCGACUUGUGCGCCCUGCACGCGGUAGACACGUUGUGUGCACUUGGUAUUCCGCUUUUUGCAAAUCCCUCGAAACAGCAAGCGUUUCUGGAACAGCGACGACGCAUGGGUCUUGUGACGAUGGAGGACAUGGCGAAGUUGUCUGCAUGCAAAGGACUUGUCGCCAUUCUGGCCCCAUCUUUUUCCGAAUUGGAGUCCAAGUCUCCGCCUACAGAAAAGACGGCACGGCCUCCAUAUCUUCCUGGAUACAUGGUUGAAGGCAACCAACCACGCCCCUUGCCACACAUUUGCGACACGCUGCAAAUUUUACAGCUCCGUAUCCCCGAGGACUUUGAUGUGUACGGCGAGAACCUGAGUGAUGAGGCCGUCCUUGAAGCGGGAAACGAGGCAAAAUUGUGUGUGCAGAACUAUCUACGGUACCAUCUACCUAAGGACAGCAAUGUAAAUGCAUCUAUUUACAUUACCGGAUUUGCCAGGCAGGUGAGUGUACACAACAUCGCGUACCUGCCACUUGUGUUACCCCAGAAGGAUCGUAACGUCCCUGAAAACACGACAAGUACGAAGAAGAAAAAGAAAAAGAACAACAACGCGACCGCUGAUGUACCAGAAGGAAUUGAGAAGACGAAUAAAGCAGACAACGCGCCCCCCUCUUUUUCCUCUGUUACUGCUUCCACGGCCAAUGACGGGGAUAAUAAUAAUAAUACUGGGAGUAUUGAUCAUGUGGCGGUGGUCACGCAGUCGCAGGCUACCAAGGGGGAGGAAGGGGACACGGCAAGGAAGAAUGCUGGGCGUUUACUUGCUGUUGGUAUAUCCCUCAAGAAGAAGGAUGCGGAGAGGAUGUGUUAUCUUCAUGCUGUGGACAUACUCCGCAGCUUGGGUCAAGAUGUACUUUCCACCUAUCGUGCAGGACUUCCACGCCGCAAACAGUCGCCUACAACACCCCAGUCGUCCAGCACGUCAACGCCAUCCCAGGCAGAAGAUGGGACAAACGCGAAUGGUGGUGACAGUAGCAUCGCAGCGAAUAAUGCACAGCCUGACAAUAUGAAGCCCGCAACACCAUCGGCACCGAAGCCAUAUAUGCAUAAGCUCAUGAAACAAUUUAUAACCAGUGGUCGGCAUUACACGCCUCCAAAAAGACGUUUCCAGCCAGGCCCUAACUCGCCCUUUUGA